GCUCAAUUCCAAACCAACACCCUUUUAAUAUUCGUCGUCCCACUUGUAUUUGCAGGGCCGAUCUAUUUCAUUUACAGUUCAAAAUUAAGCAGCUGUUCAUCAAAAGUCAAACAAAACAAUGCUGCUCAAAAUCUCCAUGGCCUACUCCACUUCUCCAACCAGGCCGGAAAAUAUAACGGUGGAUAAGCGCUAUCGCCCUGCAAAACAAGUGCAUUUUCAGAAAACGCAUUCCAUGCCGCCGCACAAGGCGGAGAUAUUCAAAUCCUUGGAGAGUUGGGCUGAGAAUAAUCUACUAGCUCAUCUAAAACCUGUAGAAAAAUGCUGGCAGCCGCAGGAUUUUCUUCCGCAGCCUGAUUCUGAAGGCUUCUACGAGCAGGUGAAAGAAUUACGGGAAAGAUCAAACCAACUUUCCGAUGAUUAUCUGGUGGUUCUGGUCGGUGAUAUGAUCACAGAAGAGGCGGUUCCGACGUACCAGUCGAUGCUGAACUCGCUGGACGGAGUAAAAGACGAGACAGGCGCCUCUCUUACUCCAUGGGCUAUCUGGACUCGAGCUUGGACUGCUGAGGAGAACAGACAUGGUGAUCUUCUGAACAAGUAUCUCUACCUCACGGGUCGGGUCGACAUGAAGAAGAUUGAAAAAACUAUUCAAUAUCUCAUUUCCUCAGGAAUGGAUCCGAAAUUCGAAAACAACCCGUAUCUUGGAUUUAUGUACACCUCAUUCCAGGAGAGAGCAACUUUUAUCUCACAUGGCAACACUGCCAGAUUGGCUAAACAGCAGGGAGACGUCAAACUAGCUCAGAUUUGCGGGACCAUCGCUGCCGACGAGAAACGACACGAGACUGCUUAUGUGGAGAUCGUCGACAAGCUAUUCGAGAUUGAUCCGGAUGCUACGGUGUUGGCAUUCGCCGAUAUGAUGAGAAAAAGAGUUCAGAUGCCGGCGCACUUAGUGUACGACGGGGAAGAUGAUAAUCUUUUCAAACACUACUCAGGUGUGGCCCAGAGAAUCGGAGUUUAUACCGCGAAAGAUUAUGCGGACAUUUUGGAGUUUCUGGUGCGGAGAUGGAAGGUGGAGGCGCUGACAGGGCUGUCCGGUGAGGGACGUAGAGCUCAGGAUUUUGUAUGCGGGUUAGGACCUAGAUUCAGAAAAUUGGAGGAAAGAGCUCAGGAAAGAGCAAGCAAAGAAGUAACUGUUCCAUUCAGUUGGAUCUUUGGCAGACAACUUAAAGUUUGACGGGUAUGUGUAGGGUUAAAAUAUAUUGCGGUAACUGAACUAUACACUUCUCUAUAAAAUAAUUAUCGACGUUUCUAUCAAACUUUCAUUUUUUUUAAACCGAAGGUUAUUUAAUUAAUUACGAUCAUUGAUUGUCUAUAUAGUCGAUGUAUUGCUGGAUAUCUUGUUUUACAUACAUAAGCAAUAUGUCGCCCAUUUAGACAGUUAUAGGCCGUAAUUGAUUGAGUAUAUGUCGUGAUGGAUACCGAAUCCUAUUGUAAAUAUAAUGGAGCCGAGUCGCAGGAGAUCCACUCUCAGACGAUACCGGACUCCCCCUGAAGACCGAAAGAUAUGAAGGAAAUACCGAAUCACUAAGAUUCGGUAACACGCUAAUAAAGACCGAAUCCCAUAUGAUCCGCCAAGAGCGCGUCAGGUCCGGGAUUCGGGUAAACGACUAAGUAUGGAAAUAUUGUCCUAUUCGGACACAAACACUACAUAUGGAAAGAUAAGCUCUACUUUAGGAAGAUAAGACUAUUUAGGAAGACGUUCCUAAAUAGGACUCUUAUCAGAUUAAGGUAGAUCCCGACAAAUCAGGAGAAUAUCUACGAUAUGGCCGAAUCCCUACAAAGUAGGAUUCACCUGCCUAAUACAACUCUACUAGGUAUAUUCGACUACUAUAAAAGGAGCACGAGGUAUGCCUAGAAUCACAAUUACAUUCAUAUACUCCAAACGCUGCUCAAAGCUCUAAACUGACUUUAGCAUCGGGGAGUUAAUCGGACAACCACCGUCCGGUUAGCUUCUACCCUGUUUUGCAGGUUCACUCACCGGUUCAGAAGGCAGACUCCAUCAUGUCGUAUUUUUAAAAAAUAUGUUUAUUAAAUUAUAUAAAGUGAAACGUUGAUAACAGUUUUAUAAAAAGUGUAUAAUUCAAUAACCGUAAAACAAUAUUUAAUCUGAAUGUAUACAUGUGUAUAGCUAGCUAGCCAGCACUUAAUAUGCAGUUGGUUCUAAAUAUGACUAAUAAAGCAUAAAAAUCGGGUUUAUUUUUAAUGGUAUUAUAAAAAAGAGUUUAACGUUAUCAA
Molecule: messenger RNA, 2292 nt
Organism: Mercurialis annua (annual mercury)
Lineage: Eukaryota; Viridiplantae; Streptophyta; Magnoliopsida; Malpighiales; Euphorbiaceae
Product: acyl-[acyl-carrier-protein] desaturase, chloroplastic-like
Exons: 3
Coding region: 119-1231 (370 amino acids)
Biological process (GO): fatty acid metabolic process
Cellular component (GO): chloroplast stroma
Molecular function (GO): stearoyl-[ACP] desaturase activity
Source: RefSeq, a predicted model, not a curated record